GGCCUCGAAGUUCGUAGCAUCCACUGCCCGAUGCGCUGGCUGCUGUCGCUGCAUCUGGCGAGUCUCUGUGCCGGGCGCUGGAGUGCGGAGCGCAUCCGAGCGUGGGGGCGCCGAGAAAGCUGGAAGCUGGGAGCAAACUACCUCCCGGCGCACUGUGCAAACACGUUCGACCUGUUUGAUGCGCGAUGGUUCGACACCACGCUCCUUGCUGCCGAACGCGAACUCCGCAUAGCAAGAGCAGCAGGGUUCUCGGCCUUGCGUAUCUUGCUGCACGAAGAACUCUUCUACAGAGAUGGGGCAGAUUUCCUCGACAACGUGUCAAAGCUGCUGGAUGUGUUCCGCAGACAAGGAAUGUCGACCAUGCUGGUGCUUUUCGACGCCUGCUGGCGACCAGAUUCCGGAGAGCCCGGAGAAGACCUGUACAUACCCGGGGUUCACAACAGUGCGUCGGUCCAGUGUCCGACUCACACGGUUCUCAGGGCUUUUGGCCAAGGAGAAGCAUGGGCAAAGAAACGUUUGCAUCAGUACGUAACUGCUGUGGUGGGUCGCUUCGCGACGGAUCCUCGUGUGGCGAUCUGGGACAUCUACAAUGAACCCACUAUGCGACAGAGUGAACACUUGAUCUUGCCAAGACUGGCUGCCAUCAACGGAUGGGCUGCUGGAAGCUAUCCGGAACACUGGCUGUUGGACGGGCCGAAGCUCAACACCAUCCUGCCCCUGGUCAGACAGGCCUUUGAAUGGGCCAGAGAAGUUAACCCGGUGCAGCCGCUCACCACGGCAGUGUGGGAUUUCCCGAACAGCGAAGAUGACGAGGACGUGAAAGAGUACAAGGCCGCAGUCAACAGCGAGAUGGUAGAUCUGAGUGACAUCAUCUCAAUCCACUGCUACUGCUCUCCUGAUGAGCUGGAGCAGCACAUCAGCGAGCUUGCGGCGAAAGGAAGGGGGCCGGUGCUGGUGACUGAGUUCAUGGCACGGCCUCGGAACUCGACGCUGACCAACAGCCUGCCAGUGCUGCGUCGGCAGGGGGCCUGGGGAUACACCUGGGGCCUCUUCCAGGGCCGAUCCAACACGCACGUGCCUUGGAACACGUGGUUAGACACCGAGCUGGGUAUGGAAGGUCCCUGGUUUCACGAUGUCUUCUAUGGGAACGGUACGGCGUACAGCGAGGAGGAGCUCAAGGAAAUCUGGAUCGUAAGUUUCGUUUUCGAGGAGGAAUCACAGGAGGGAAAUGUGGUGCUCUACACCGUUGUCGGCUUAUACCUCGCACUGCUGACUGUGAUUGCGAAGCUCGCACACAGAAGGAAGCAGAACCAGGCCGCGGUGGUUGGGAAGGUGAAGGCUCACUUCAGCGGCUCCUUUGGCAAGUUCACGCUAAUGCUCACGACCUUCUCCACAAUAUACUCUGGCUAUACCGUUACUGGAAUCCCGGAGGAGGCUUUCAACAGAGGCUACAUAUCACUUAGAUGGAUCGGAGCUACCUUGGUAAUCGUGGCCGGGAUGUUGCUGCUCUACCCGAGGCUUCGGCGCUUAUCCGUGGAGCGGAGCUACACCAGCCCUUUCGACUUCAUCUCGGAUCGCUUCGGUACCCGGCGUUGUAGGCUCCUUUGUGCAGCCUGCGGAGUUGUGCCGAUGCUUUUGUAUAUCGCUGUGCAGAUGGUCGCCUUUGCGGCUAUGGUCGAGGGCAUGACGCUCCAAGUUAUCCCGAAAACACCCUGCAUGCUGAUCUUCUGCGUCAUCAUCAUCACCCUAGAAAUGUUGGGCGGCAUGAACAGUGUUGUGUUCACAGAUGUGGUCCAGUGCCUUGUCAUGCUGCUCUCUUUCCUGGUAACUCCAUUUGCCUUGGGGCUUGAAUAUGGCUUUUUGCCAGAGAUGGCGCCAGGUGAUUGUGCCUAUCUUAGCCAUGUCUCGCCCAACUCCACAAGCUCUCAUGCCGCACCCAUACCGUGCGUCGGGAGCGACUGCCUUGCAUCCGGCUGCAUUGCCGCCGUCAGGCCGGACUUUUUCUUGUUUCCCAGCAGAUCCGAUUUCUGUGACGUGUUUUUUUUCCUCUUCAACAUGUUGGCGGCACCGGUUACGCCUCACAUGCUCCAGCGUGCAUACCUUGCCAAAGCUGAUGCUGAUCUGCGUUGGGUAAUCGGGGCGAUGCUACUUGCGCCGUUUAUUGCGCAGCCACCUGGGAUUGUGAUUGGACUGGUGAAGGCCGCAAACAAUCCGGCGUGGCCUCCCAUUGACCAAACCGCAACAGCUUUUUCCAGUGUGAUGGCGCAAUUCAAACUGGUCGGAGUGCUCCAGUACGUGUUCGUGUCUGUGAUGACCUGCUGUGCGCUUGCAGCCAUCAUGUCAACUGCAGACUCUGCACUGAUGGGGGUUUCAAGUGUGAUCUCCAAUGACAUUCUCUCGAAGACCUUGCUUCCCGCUCUCUCGAGCGAAAAUGUAGUCAGGGCAGGCACUGUUGCAUCGCUCUGUGCAUGCAUGGUGUCCUUCUUCCUUGGGAACUGCCUGACGAGUACACAGAUGGGUGCCAUCAAGAGUUUCAAUGGGGGUAUGAUGAUGCAGCUGUUGCCAGCCUUUGGCAUGGGGCUUUACACUGAAGUGUCAGAGCGAUCUAUCACAUUGGGAAUUGUAGCGGGCCUCCUGUCGCUGUUGGUUCUUGUCAUAUGUGGAGACUCUUUAGGGAGCUAUGUGCCGGACAUUAGUCUCUCGGCUCUCCUCAACUUUCUCACGGUGGGCCUUUCCCAUAGCAUGCAGUGCCUAGCUGAUGAAAGUGCGAGCAAGCUUCUGAAUGUCAAGGCGAUCCGUGACAUGAUGGCCUCUUCCAGAGAGCCCAAACUGGCCCUCGUUGCUCUUAUGCUGAGUCUUGCUUUGGUAUCAGCACCAUGGUACAGCACGCCCGGCGCGCGGGAACCCAUAAUCUUUGGUUUCCCUCGCUGGGGCUGCUUUCAGCUUGGAGCCUUUGUUGUUGUAUUUUUCCUGGGGAUGCUAACCGUGACCCUGUGGAAGCCGCCCCAGCCUGUGGCGAAGGCUGUUCCGCCUCCUUGUGAUGUGCAAGGCGUUGUGGAGAUGCCGGCCGACGCAGCCACCAAGUGCUAG
This is a messenger RNA of Symbiodinium necroappetens, 3090 nucleotides long. Lineage: Eukaryota; Dinophyceae; Suessiales; Symbiodiniaceae. The record is from the annotation of a GenBank genome assembly.